UCCCAUUUCAACCCCCCCGACACCUUCUUCGCGCGCCGCUUGCGCAUCCACCCGCUCUGCUCCUCGACGUCAACGGCUCGAGAGCGCCGGCGGCCAUGGCGGCUCUUCUCCGUCGCGCUUCCCAGUCGCAGAGCCGCGGCUCUCUCGUCGUCACGCUCCGAAGAAGCUUCGCGGCUGGCUUCUCUCCCCAAGUAAGAUCGGUUGUUAGUUCCUCUGGAGCAACCGGUGGGUUUGAUGAGAUGGUCGCGGCGAAUGAUCGGAAGUAUUACAUGGUGGGUGGGAAAGGAGGUGUUGGGAAAACAAGUUGCGCCGCUUCCCUUGCCGUGAAGUUUGCUAACCACGGCCACCCUACCAUAGUGGUCUCGACCGACCCUGCUCAUUCAUUAAGCGAUUCGUUUGCGCAGGAUUUGACUGGAGGGGUGCUUAUUCCUGUGGAAGGCGUCGAUUCUCCAUUAUAUGCCUUGGAGAUAAACCCUGAGAAGUCCAGGGAAGAGUUCCGCACAGCAAGUCAGAAAAAUAGUGGCGGUGGCAUCAAAGAUCUAAUGGAGAGCAUGGGUCUCGGUGCAAUGGUUGAUCAGUUAGGGGACCUAAAACUAGAUGAGUUGUUGGACACUCCUCCACCUGGGUUGGACGAAGCUAUCUCAAUCUCUAAGGUUAUGCAGUUUGUUGAAUCCCCAGAGUACAGUAAUUUCACCCGUGUUGUCUUUGACACAGCGCCCACAGGCCAUACUCUCCGUUUGCUGUCCCUGCCUGAUUUCCUGGAUGCAUCCCUUGGCAAAAUGAUGAAGCUAAAGAAGAAGUUAGCUUCUGCAACUGCAGCGAUCAAAUCUGUUUUUGGAAAACAAGAAGAGCAGAAGGAUGUUUCUGACAAACUUGACCAACUGAGGGAGAGGAUGAGAACAGUCCGAGACCUUUUUCGUGACUCAGACAUGAUGGAGUUCAUCAUAGUGACAAUUCCUGCGGUUAUGGCGAUAAGUGAAUCAUCGAGAUUGUGUGCGUCCCUGAGGAAGGAAAGUGUUCCUGUUCAGAGGCUCAUUGUUAAUCAGGUUCUUCCUCAAUCGGUAUCGGAGUGCAGGUUUUGCUCUGUGAGGAGGAAGGAUCAGUUGCGCGCCCUUGAUAUGAUCAAAACAGAUCCCGAGCUUGCAAGAUUAAGUGUGGUGGAGGCACCCUUAUUUGAUGCAGAAAUAAGGGGCGUUCCGGCUCUUAAAUUCAUGGGGAAUAUGAUUUGGAAAUGAAACUCCGAUCCCUGCACAUUUCUUGAUUGUCUCCAAGGGCGAUCACAUUCGGCAGCACGUCAUCUUGUUUCAGGAGACGGCAAAGUUUUCUCCCCUUCACAAACAACCCACGGUCGCGUCUUGAGCCGCAUAACUUGCGAAUCUCUUUUUCACACAACUUUUAGUUUUUGAUUAUCAGGACCACAACUAACUUAAAGAUACAUGAUGCUUGUCGGCACAAAUCCAGCUGAUGUUUGUCAGGAGGCUCAAAAGCACGGAUUAGUUUCGUACUUAAAGUUAACUGGAGGGUUUUUUUUCUCUUUGCGGAACCAACUUAUGAAGGAGAAAAUGGAGCGGUUGGAACAAUGCUGCGGCUUAUCAACUACUUCUUACUCUGGUAUAAAGCAACUAUACCCUGGUUUAUCUACUAGAUUCAGACUUACUGCAUCGAAUGCGUUUGUCUCUAGAAUUGACCUAUCGUGUCAAUUUGUUUCGGAAUAGAAGUGGUGGAAGUUGUGAUGUAGAAAUGCAUAAUGUUCGAAUUUCGACAUUCUUGUGGUGUCGUUUUGUUUUGGAGUCUUCUGAAACUGCUAAGUUGACCGAUCUUCCACUGCUCCCAAGUCCCCAAUUCAUGUGGAAAGGUCAAGACGGUGGACGCAAUCAAUGAAAUGGAGUCUCGGAUCGGAAAAAAUGUGAACGGGCUAGAAGCAUUGACAGUGCUAUGGCUUCCCAUUAGAAGUGAUCCCCAGCCGCUGGGCCCGAGACAUUUCGACCCGUUCCAAAAA
Molecule: messenger RNA, 1999 nt
Organism: Syzygium oleosum
Lineage: Eukaryota; Viridiplantae; Streptophyta; Magnoliopsida; Myrtales; Myrtaceae
Product: ATPase GET3B-like
Exons: 11
Coding region: 96-1235 (379 amino acids)
Biological process (GO): post-translational protein targeting to endoplasmic reticulum membrane
Cellular component (GO): GET complex
Molecular function (GO): ATP hydrolysis activity; ATP binding
Source: RefSeq, a predicted model, not a curated record